AUGGUAGAAAAUAAUAAUUCUAGUAUUAUGGAAUUGGAAGACUAUCUCAAACCAAGUAUACCGAGCUUUCCGUUCUUUGGAGACAAAACCAACGAUUCAGACAGCGAUGGACAAGAGGAUCAAUAUCGAAGAUUACAAAGCGAUCAUGAUUUACUUUUAUUAAGUAUGAAAAACUUAAAAACAAGAACAGAAUUAAGUGAACGCGAAGUGGACGCGUUAAAAGCGAAAUUACGAUUUAAAGAACAAAUGCAAAAAUUACUUAAUACAAGAUACAAUGCAUCAAAUUGUGGCCCGGAUGAUGUAAGCCCUCCUCGAAAGUCUACAGUGCGACGUGGUGGAGGGAAUAACAACAACAAUAAUAAUAAUAAUAACAAUAUGAAGAAAUUUAAUAAAGCAAAAAAUACCAAAUUGAGGAAAUUACUUUUUGAAGUUCAAAAUCAAAUAAAUUCUUUCGUAGAAAUUCAGGCUCAAAAGCGUCUCGAACAUGAAGCCGAAAUAGAUCCGGAACUGGUUAAUUUGAAAACACCAGAAUCAUAUAAUGCAAAAGUGGCACGUUCUCAGCUUCCAUUUGAAUUAUUAGCAGAAAAUAUUGAAGAGGAAGUUAAAGAUCUUUUAUUAGCCCUCAAAUUUGAAUUAAAGGAUGUUAAUUUCAUGAUUGAAGUUUACAAGAAGAAUGACGAACGACAAAAAUCAGAAAUCGAAUCAUUUAGAAAUCAAAUAAAUGAAGUCAAUUUAAUGAUCGAAAAUUGCAAGAAUAAUGAAGAAUCAUUAAGGAAUCAAUACACGGAAGCUUAUUUCAUGAUUGAAAAUUAUAAGAAAAAGGAUGAACGACAAAAAUUAGAAAUUAAAUCAUUUAGAGAUCAAAUAGAAGAAGUUAAUUUAAUGAUUGAAAAUUACAAGAAAAAGGAUGAAUCAUUUAGAAAUCAAAUUGAAAAUUCUAAUUUAAUGAUUGCUGAAUUUUAUAAAAAGGACGAACAACAAAGACAAGAAAUUGAAUCAUUAAGAGAAAAAUUCGCGGAAGCUACUUUUAUGAUUGAAAUUUAUAAGAAGAAUGAUGAACAACAAAAAUCAGAAAUUGAAUCAUUUAAUAAUCAAAUUGGGGAAAUUAAUUUAAUGAUUGAAAAUUACAAAAAUAAUGAAAAUUCAUUAAGAAAUCAUUUAGAGGAAGCUAAUUUUAAGAUUGAAAGUUACAAGAAAAAGGAUGAACGACAAAAAUUGGAAAUUAAAUCUUUUAGAGAUCAAAUAGAGGAAGCUCUUACAAUAAUUUCAAAUUAUAAAAAAGAGGAAGAAAUAUUUAAAAAUAAAAUGGAGGAAAUCAAUUUUAAGAUUGAAGAUUACAUCAAAAAGGAUGAACAACAAAAAAUAGAAAUUGAAUUAUUAAAAAAUCAAAUAGAAGAUGAUAAAUUAAUGAUUUCAGAUUAUAAAAGAAAGGAAGAAUUAUUUAAAAAUCAAAUGUUGGAAGCUAAUAAAAAGAAUGAACAACAAAAAUCAGCAAUUGAUACCAAUUGA
Diversispora eburnea is the source of this 1509-nucleotide messenger RNA. NCBI's taxonomy places the organism in Eukaryota, Fungi, Glomeromycota, Glomeromycetes, Diversisporales, Diversisporaceae. The record is from the annotation of a GenBank genome assembly.